AUGAAAAACAACCCUGACUUAGAGAAAGACUAUAUAUUUAAUAAUUUAGUCAAAAGAGACAAACAAGAAAGAAUGCCGGGCUUCAAACUUCAGAAAGGUGACAAAGUAAAAAUAGAAAUACCUAAACGCGACCCAUAUGAAAAUACUAUUGACUAUGACAACAAUGGGAACCCGACAGGUACUCACAUUCGUGUUCGUAAAAAUAGAAGAAAGUAUACAAGAGAAUAUUAUGAAGUUUUAGGCAAACAUGGCAAAAUGUACAGACUGCAAGCAGAAGAUAAAACUACUAUUGUCAGACCUCGUUUCAAACUUGUCAAAGUUCAAGGUGGUAUACUUUCAAAGACAGUUCCUAACAAAUAUAAGACAACUCCUGACGAAUAUGCUAAAGAAGUUGAAAAUGACGACUAA
Trichomonas vaginalis G3 is the source of this 408-nucleotide messenger RNA. RefSeq lists its product as uncharacterized. Lineage: Eukaryota; Parabasalia; Trichomonadida; Trichomonadidae. The transcript has a single exon. The coding region runs from base 1 to 408 and encodes 135 amino acids. The record is from RefSeq and is a predicted model, not a curated record.